This is a messenger RNA of Nothobranchius furzeri (turquoise killifish), 10279 nucleotides long. Lineage: Eukaryota; Metazoa; Chordata; Actinopteri; Cyprinodontiformes; Nothobranchiidae. The record is from RefSeq and is a predicted model, not a curated record.
AAAAGGGCUCUGCUGAGAAGGAGAGACGCAGUGACUUUUACCAUUCUCAUCCUCCGGAAUGCAUCCGCUCCUCUAACUUCUCUGUGCGCAAAAUCAACACCGCAGCCAGAUGCGCACUGAGUAAGUCUCAGAAGUUACAAUGCGCAUUUUUAUCUAACAGAUUUUUGGGAAUAAAAACACAUUUUGAGUGACUUUCCUUUUGUGCGCAGUUUUGCUUCCAAACGUUUAUUCAGCUGUACCUGCAAGAAGUAAGAGUGAAGCAGUCGGGUUCUCCUCUGGAGACAAGCUUUGACUCCAGGCUGCAGAGAUCCGACUGGACUGGGAAACUAAUUAAGUGUUUUCUACACCGAGCGCUGGAUUUGCGCGUUUUGAGAGUUGAUAUGUCGGACAGUAAGCGUGGAGGACGGCUGCUGCAGUUGGCCGUGGCUCUAUUGGCCUUGCUGCAGCUCUUUGCAGGACUUGGCGAUGCUGCAGAGGUGCUGGAGGUCCAGGACAGCGAGCUGGUGACCAGGCAGACCGAUAGAGCCAACAGGGCAAAGAGGAGGGGAGGAACGGACGUACUCAGAGGACCAAAUGUGUGUGGCUCCAGGAACAACGCCUACUGCUGCCCAGGCUGGAAGACUCUUACAGGAGGAAACCAGUGCAUUGUUCCGAUCUGCCGGAGUCCAUGUGGAGAUGGUUUCUGCUCCAGACCCAACAUGUGCACCUGCCCCAAUGGGCAGAUUUCUUCAUCCUGUGGAUCCAAGUCAGUCCAGCACUGUAACAUUCGGUGUAUGAACGGGGGAACGUGUGCAGAAGACAACUGCCAGUGUCAGAAAGGCUACGUGGGAAAUCACUGUGGUCAACCGGUUUGUGAAAAUGGCUGUCUGAAUGGAGGACGGUGUGUGGCUCCCAACAGAUGUGUGUGCACAUACGGAUUCACCGGAGCCCAGUGCGAGAGAGAUUACCGCACAGGGCCGUGCUUUGCCUCUGUCAAUAACCAGAUGUGCCAAGGCCAGCUCUCAGGGAUUGUAUGCACGAAAACAUUGUGCUGCGCCACAGUGGGACGGGCAUGGGGUCACCCCUGUGAGAUGUGCCCAGCCCAGCCUCACCCUUGCCGAAGAGGGUUCAUACCAAACCACCGAACCGGGGCGUGCCAAGAUGUGGACGAGUGCCAGGCCAUCCCUGGCAUCUGCCAAGGAGGAAACUGCAUCAACACGGUGGGAUCCUUUGAAUGUAAAUGUCCCGAUGGGCACAAAUUCAACGAGAUCUCACAGAAAUGUGAUGAUCUGGAUGAGUGUUCAAACAUUCCUGGUCUUUGUGGUGUGGGCGAAUGCUUUAACACUGCUGGCAGCUACUUCUGCAAGUGUCCCCAGGGAUAUUACACCUCUGUGGAUGGGUCCAGAUGUGUUGAUGCACGUGCUGGGUAUUGUUACGCCAGACUGCUGAACGGACGCUGUGCCAACCAAAACUCACAACAGCUGACUAAAAUGCAAUGCUGUUGUGAUAGUGGACGCUGCUGGUCUGAUGGCUCCAUACCAGAGAUGUGCCCUAUCCGUGGAACAGAGGAAUACCAGAGGCUUUGCAUUCAGACGCUCGAUACAAAUGGAGUUCUGAUACCUGGCCGUAUCCCAGGGUCUCCGGACCAACCCGGCAUCUACCCCGUUCCAGUUCCUGGCCAAUUACCUCAAGUGAUUCCUGGUCAAAUUCCCAUUCAAAUUCCUGGCCAGGUCCCCGGGCAAAUUCCCAUCCAAAUUCCUGGCCAGGUCCCCGGGCAAAUUCCCAUCCAAAUUCCAGGCCAGCUCCCUGUUCAAAUCCCAGGUCAAAUCCCUGGACAAUUUCCAGGACAAUUCCCAGGACCCAUCCAACCUCCUCCUCCAGGCCCUAAUGUAGUCCAAGCCCUGAAUAUCACUAACAUGUGUCAGGCUUUCCGAAACCUCUGCCUGAAUGGCAGAUGUAUUCCCAUGCCGAGCAUUGGAUAUCGCUGCGAGUGCAACAUGGGAUUCAGACUGGACGUUAGGGGAGAGUGCAUCGAUGAUGAUGAAUGUGAGAGGACCCCAUGUGCACAUGGAGAGUGUUUGAACACCCCAGGGUCUUACAUCUGUCAGUGUCCUGCUGGAUUUCAGUCAACAGCAACUCGAACAGAGUGCAGAGAUCUGGAUGAAUGUGUGGCCAAUGGUCGUAUCUGCAACAAUGGGCGCUGUGUGAACACUGAAGGCAGCUUCCACUGCGUCUGCAACGCUGGAUUUGAAAUUUCAGUAGAUGGCAAAAAUUGUCAAGAUCAGGACGAGUGUCUGAUCAGGAACAUGUGCCUCAACGGACUUUGUAUCAAUGAGGAUGGCAGCUUCAAGUGCAUCUGUAAACCCGGAUUCCUGCUGGACACCAGUGGACGCAUGUGUGUUGAUAUCGAUGAGUGUGAGACGCCAGGUAUGUGCAUGAACGGACACUGUGUCAACACCGAGGGUUCGUUUCGCUGCGAGUGCAUGGCUGGGAUGGCGGUGGGCCUGGAUGGGCGAAUUUGUGUUGAUACACACAUGCGUAGUUCAUGUUAUGGCGGCUACAAGCGAGGCCAGUGUAUUAGGCCUUUAUUUGGAGCUGUGACCAAGUCAGAGUGUUGCUGCGCAAGCACAGACUAUGCCUACGGAGAGCCCUGCCAACCAUGCCCUUCACAAAGCUCUGCAGAGUUUCUGGCUCUGUGUCCCAGUGGCAUCGGUAUAACCGGCGGUGGAAUAGAUAUCAACGAAUGUGCCCUUGACCCUGACAUCUGUCAGAACGGAGUGUGUGAAAACAUGCUGAGGACAUACAAAUGCACCUGCAAUGAAGGCUUUGAGGUAGACCUUUCAGGCAAAAACUGUGUUGAUAUCGAUGAGUGUCUGAUGAACAGGCUGCUGUGUGACAACGGUCUGUGCAGGAACACGCCCGGGAGUUUCACCUGUCAGUGUCCUAAAGGAUUUCGCUUUGACCCAGAGACGGACGUGUGCGAGGAUGUGGACGAGUGUGAGUCUAGUCCCUGCAUUAACGGAGACUGUAAUAACAGCCAGGGGUCCUUCGUGUGUACGUGUUCAGCAGGCAGUUCCUUGGACAACACGGGGCUGGAGUGUAUAGAGACAACUAAGAGCACCUGCUGGUUGAAGAUAGUCAAUAACCGCUGUGAGGUGAACAUCAACGGAGCCACGCUGAAAUCCCACUGCUGCGCCACACUGGGAGAAGCCUGGAAUAGUCCAUGUGCCAAAUGUGAAAAAGAUCCAAUAUGUGGUAAAGGCUUUGCCAGAGUCAAAGGAAAUGCCUGUGAGGACGUCGAUGAGUGUCAGGUGUUUCCAGGUGUUUGCAUUAAUGGCAAAUGCGUCAACACACAAGGCUCCUUUUUCUGCCAGUGCCCUCCAGGAAUGACUGUUGAUGUCAGUGGGAGGAUGUGCAUUGACCUGCGCACUGAACACUGUUACCUCACUCAUGAUGAUGAGCGUUGUGGAUUGGCUAUAUCUGGGAAGCACCGCGUGGACGCUUGCUGCUGCUCCGUGGGCGUCGCCUGGGGUCCUGAAUGUGACGAGUGUCCAGAAGAGGGAUCUUCAGAGUUUGCCCAACUUUGUCCUCGAGGCCCCGGCUUCUCACAUAGAGGUGACUUCAUCAAUGGCAAACCCUUCCUCAAAGACAUAAAUGAGUGCAGGAUGAUAAACACGCUGUGCUCCAACGGGAGGUGCAGAAACACCAUUGGCAGCUUCCGUUGUCGCUGCGAUAGCGGGUACGCUCUGGACUCUGACGAGAGAAAUUGCACUGACAUCGACGAGUGCCGAAUAUCUCCAGACCUGUGUGGACAGGGCAGGUGUGUUAACACGCCGGGGGAUUUUGAAUGCGAGUGCUUCGACGGCUAUGAAAGUGGCUUCAUGAUGAUGAAAAACUGCAUGGACAUUGACGAGUGUGAGAGGAACCCUCUGUUGUGUCGUGGAGGUGAGUGUGUGAACACAGAGGGCAGCUUCCAGUGUGUGUGCCCUGACGGACAUUCGGUCGCUCCUGAUGGGUCGGGCUGUCUAGAUAUAAAUGAAUGUGAGUUGAGCGACAGGCUGUGCAGGAAUGGACAAUGUGUUAACAUGAUCGGCCGCUACCAGUGUUCGUGCAACACGGGAUACAAAUCCACCGAAGACAGGCUGGACUGUGUCGACAUCGAUGAGUGUACGAUCGAAAACGGCGGCUGUGAGACUUUCUGCACAAACUCAGAGGGCAGCUAUGAGUGCAGCUGCCACAGCGGUUAUGCUCUGAUGCCCGACCUGAGGACCUGCACUGACAUCGAUGAGUGUGAGGAGAGCCUCGGCAUCUGUGAUGGAGGCCAGUGCACCAACACCCCAGGGACCUACCAGUGUUUGUGCUUUGAUGGCUUCAUGUCUUCGGAGGAUUUGAAGACCUGCCUGGAUGUGGAUGAGUGUGAGCUGAACCCAAACAUCUGUCUGAGUGGGAACUGCGAGAACACGAAGGGAUCCUUCAUCUGUCAUUGUGAUCUGGGGUAUUCUGUUCGCAAGGGGAGCACAGGCUGCACAGAUAUCAACGAGUGUGAGAUCGGAGCCCACAACUGCGACAGGCAUGCAACCUGCACCAAUACAGCCGGCAGCUUCAAAUGCAACUGUGCACCAGGGUGGAUUGGCGACGGCAUCAAAUGCUCAGACCUGGAUGAGUGUUCAAAUGGGACCCACAUGUGCAGCAGCAACGCCAACUGCCUCAACACCAUGGGCUCAUAUCGCUGCGCGUGCAAAGAGGGAUUCUCUGGAGAUGGAUUCUUCUGCUCAGACAGCGAUGAGUGCGCCGAGAACGGCAACCUAUGUGAAAGUGGCCACUGUCUGAAUCUACCUGGAGGCUUCCGCUGCGAGUGCGACAUGGGCUUCAUCACCACCUCUGACGGAAAGGCCUGCGAGGACAUAGACGAGUGUACAUUUGUUGAUAUCUGUGUCAAUGGACGCUGCCGGAACAUUCCAGGACUUUUUAGGUGUGAAUGUAACCGUGGUUAUGAACUGGACAGGAGUGGAGGCAACUGCACUGACAUCAAUGAAUGUGCAGAUCCAACCAUCUGUAUGAAUGGGGUGUGUGUUAAUAUCCCUGGAAACUACCACUGCAACUGCCCACCAGACUUUGAACUUAACCCCACUCGGGUGGGUUGUGUAGACACUCGUUCUGGAAGCUGCUACAAGGAUGCCCGUUCCCGUGGAGACGCCUCAGUGAACUUGGACUGCUCCAAUGAGAUUGGAGUUGGAGUUUCCAAAGCAUCCUGCUGCUGCUCCGAGGGCCGUGGCUGGGGGUCUCCGUGUGAAUUAUGUCCCUCUGUCAACUCAUCUGAGUACAAGACGUUGUGUCCUGGGGGAGAGGGCUUCAGACCAAACCCGAUCACAGUCAUCUUGGAAGACAUCAAUGAAUGCCAGGAACUUCCGGGCUUGUGCCAGGGAGGACAGUGCAUCAACACUUUCGGAAGUUUCCAGUGUGAAUGUCCACGAGGCUUCGUCCUCAACCCAGACACCAGAGUCUGUGAAGAUUUUGAUGAGUGUGAACAACCAGGAAUCUGUGGUCCGGGUAAGUGCUACAACACCAUUGGGAACUACACUUGUAUUUGCCCUGUGGACUACAUGCAGGUGAAUGGAGGGCACAACUGUAUGGACAUGAGGAAGAGCUAUUGCUACAGGAACUUUUACUCAGACAACAGGACAUGUGAUGGUGAGCUGAACUUCAACAUGACUAAAAAGAUGUGCUGCUGCUCCUACAACAUUGGCCAUGCGUGGAACAAGCCUUGUGAACAGUGUCCUGUGCCCAACACUGAUGAGUUUGCAGUCCUGUGCGGCAGCGAGAGGCCAGGCUAUUACAUCGACAUCACAACAGGAAGAGUUAUUGAUAUUGAUGAGUGCAGAGAAAUCCCAGGAGUGUGUGAGAACGGUGUGUGCAUCAACAUGAUUGGUAGCUUCAGGUGUGAGUGCCCCGUGGGUUUCAUUUACAACGACAAGCUACUGAUUUGUGAAGAUAUUGACGAGUGUCAGAAUGGGCCAGUCUGCCAGCAGAAUGCUGACUGUUUGAACGUGCCUGGAAGCUACCGCUGUGAAUGUAAAUCUGGAUAUCGCUUCACCCCCACUGGACAAUGUCUUGACCGUAAUGAGUGCCUUGAGAACCCGGGUAUAUGUAAUCCUGGUCAGUGCAUUGACUUUGUGGGAAGCUACCGCUGCCUUUGCCCCAAUGGCUACAAAACAACCCGGGACCAGUCCAUGUGUGUCGACGUGGAUGAGUGUGAGAGGCAGCCCUGUGGCAAUGGGACGUGCAAGAACACGGUGGGCUCCUAUAACUGUCUGUGCUACCCAGGUUUUCUGAACUCACACAACAGCGACUGCAUCGAUGUGGAUGAGUGUUCGACACAAAGGGGCUUGUGUCGAAAUGGUCAGUGUGUCAACACGUUGGGAACCUUCCACUGUGUGUGUAAUGAUGGCUACGAGCUGGCUUUAGACGGCAGGCUUUGUGCUGAUAUCAAUGAGUGCACCGUGAAUCCAGGCACAUGUGGAGCCGGCACUUGUCUGAAUAUGGAUGGAACCUACAGGUGUAUUUGCCCUCCUGGCUAUUACCUCCAUGAGGAAACCUGUGAAGAUAUUGAUGAGUGUUCCAAUUCGCCUGAGAUCUGUACGUUUGGAACCUGCUCCAACACCGACGGAAGCUUCACCUGCUUGUGCCCUGAGGGCUUCCAGCUCUCUGCCUCGGGACGCAGAUGUUUAGAUACCCGUGUGCACUACUGCUACACCAAGUUUGAAAAUGGGCGCUGCCUCGUUCCGAAGCCUCAGAACACGUCUAAAGCAGAGUGCUGCUGCACUGGAAUGCCUGGACAAGGCUGGGGAAGCCCCUGUGAAAUCUGCCCCAGCAAAGGAGAGGAGGCUUAUCGCAUCCUCUGUCCUAAUGAGGGGUAUGAGCGGGGUCCGGAUGACCACCCAAAAGAUAUCAAUGAAUGCCUCAAUGAUCCAUGCAUUAAUGGCCAGUGCAUCAACACAGACGGCUCCUUCCGUUGUGAAUGUCCCUUGGGAUAUCAUUUGGAUAGCAGUGGAGUCCGAUGUGAAGACACAAAUGAGUGUGACAUUGGUAAUCCCUGUGGAAACGGUACAUGUACUAACGUCAUUGGCGCCUUUGAGUGUUCGUGUGAUGACGGUUUCGAGCCUGGACCAAUGAUGACCUGUGAAGACAUCAAUGAGUGUGCCCAGAAUCCUCUCCUGUGUGCCUUUCGCUGUGUUAAUGUUGUGGGCUCGUAUGAGUGUAAAUGUCCUACAGGAUACAUCCUGCGAGAGGACAGGAGGAUGUGCAAAGAUCAGAAUGAGUGUGAAGACGGUGUAGAUGACUGUGCCAGCAGAGGAAUGACCUGCAAGAACCUGAUUGGUACAUAUAUGUGCAUCUGCUCACCUGGAUACACACGCCAACCCAAUGGAGAUGGAUGCAUGGAUCUCAAUGAGUGUACAGCCAAACCGGGUAUCUGUAAGAAUGGCCGCUGUGAAAACACAGUUGGAAGCUAUCGCUGCAGAUGUGACCAAGGAUUCAUUUCUAACCCCACACAGACAGAAUGCAUUGAUAACCGGGAAGGCUUCUGUUUUACCGAAGUUCUGACCAUUCUGUGUCAGAUGUCGUCCAGCAACAGGAACCUGGUGACGAAGUCUGAAUGUUGCUGCGAUGGCGGCCGAGGCUGGGGCACCAACUGUGAACUCUGCCCCCUGCCAGGAACCACCCAGUACAAGAAGAUGUGUCCCCUGGGUCCAGGGUUCACCACUGAUGGCAGAGACAUUGAUGAGUGUCGUGUGAUGGGGAAUCUGUGUAAAAAUGGUCAGUGCGUCAACAGUAUUGGCUCCUAUAGCUGCCUCUGCAAACCUGGCUACACCACUGACAUCACUGGCUCACAGUGCGUGGAUGUGGAUGAGUGCAUACAGGCACCAAAGCCUUGUAACUUCAUCUGUAAGAACACCGAAGGAAGUUACCUCUGCUCCUGCCCUCGAGGAUACAUCCUGCAGGAGGAUGGAAAGAGCUGCAGAGAUCUGGACGAGUGUUCGACCAAACAACACCACUGCCAGUUCUUGUGCAUUAACACUAUUGGUGGCUUCACAUGCAAAUGUCCUCCUGGCUUCACCCAGCAUCACUCUUCCUGCAUCGACAACAACGAAUGUUCCACUGAUCCCAAUCUGUGCGGCUCCAACGGGGUCUGCCAGAACACCCCGGGGAGCUUCAACUGUGAUUGCCAGCGAGGAUUCUCAUUAGAUCCCAACGGGCAGGCUUGUGAAGAUAUGGACGAGUGUGAUGGAAACCACAGGUGUCAGCACGGCUGUCAGAACUUAGUGGGUGGAUACAGAUGUAGCUGCCCACAAGGUUACCUUCAGCACUACCAGUGGAACCAGUGUGUUGAUGAGAAUGAGUGCAUGAACAGUCAGAUCUGUGGGGGAGCAUCGUGCCACAACACCCUGGGGAGCUUCCGCUGCCUCUGUCCCACUGGCUUCAACUAUGAGCAGAUGUCCGGGAGCUGCACAGAUGUCAACGAGUGCUCAACCACCCAGAACCCCUGCAAGUUUGGCUGCUCGAACACAGAUGGGGGCUACCUCUGUGGAUGCCCGCCUGGAUACUUCCGUGCAGGACAAGGUCACUGCGUUACAGGUCUGGGCUUCACAAGUGGUGGACAGGAUGGGGAGGUGGAUGAUAACUCCCUCUCACCUGAAGCCUGUUAUGAAUGUAAGAUUAAUGGCCACCCCAAGAAGGGACGGAAACGCCGUAGCACCAACUCAACACGGGAUGACGCUAUGGAAGACCUGCAGCUGACAGAAGAAAUCAGUCUAGCCAGCGUGGACAUCGAAAACACCCUUCAGUUGCACCUGAACAUCAGUGACCUCAGUAACCGCGACCACAUCCUGGAGUUCACGCCGGCCCUAUCCACGCUCAGCGACCACGUGAGAUACAACAUCAACAAUGGGAAUGAGGAAGGCUUUUUUAAAAUUAAUCAGAAGGACGGUGUCAGCUACCUGCAUUUCAGUAAGAAGAAAGCUCUCAUGCCAGGGGCGUAUGACCUUCAGAUCAGCAGCGAGCCCCUCUACAGGAAGAAGGAGCUGGCUGAGCUGGAGGACCAGCACGAUAAAGACUACCUCACAGGACAGCUGGGAGAAAUACUGAAGAUGAGGGUGAAACUCAUCCUCCAUUAACCAUCACAUGACUGAGAGAGGCAGAUGUUGCCAGCAGCUGCUAAUCCAGCGUCUGGCUCCCAGUCCCCUGAAGGCCAAACAUGUUUUGACUCUGGGUCAGUAGUUGGGGGCAACGUCUACUUGCUCCAACAGGGAGAAGGGCCCGCCACCAAAGAGACCAGGGGAAGGGGUAAUGUUGUCAUUUGAUCGCCAAAGAUGAUUCUACAUAUCAUAGAUCCAGUUUCUAUGGAACAUAGCAGCUGAGUGUGUUUAAUUCACACCACAGCUGUGUUUAAAGCACAAAGAGAGGAAAGAUAGGUUUGAAUUCAGAGUUAAAUGUUGUAUGAUAUGUGGAAUCAAAUGCCACUCCGACGGGCAUGUGGGCGGCAGAGAGCCUGAAAAGGUGACUGUGUUUGGAACUCUAAGAAAAAGUUGUGUCACAAUAGUCUGAAAUCAAUUUAUUUCCUCCUCUCAAGUAAGUGACUGAACAAAUCUGGAAGUUUUCCUCCUUCCCGGAUGUUGAUUCAAUGAAGAAUGAGAAUGUUUAGAAGAGGAAAGGAGCCCACUAUGGACUAUUGAGAUGUAACCAUCUCUGAGCUUGAAUGAAUCCUACUGCAUAUUUAAACUUUGCCUUCCCCAUCUUUCCUACUGAUUGAAUAGUUCAUAUCUACUGGUGCUAACAACGCGUAGACUUCUGAAUGCACUGUAGUCAGAAACAAUCCCAUCGGUCAUUCUGAAGAGUCCAUGUCCUUGCAUUUGCAACAGCUAGCAUCAAAUCCUGUCGGUUCUCUUAUUUUCAUGUACAUUGUGUUUAUACUGUAAUAAUCAAUGCCACUUUUAAUCUAUAAAGCAUUUGUAAACUAGAGGAAGCCCCCGGAAUAGAGGGGGUCAUAAUGGUGCUUAUAAUGACCAACUACUUUCUUUGUAAACAGUGUAUACAUACAAACAGCACACACACACACAUUUGAUGAUGCCAAACCUGGGCCUUCAUGAUUAUGCACUGAGGCCUUUGCGGCCACACAUUUUCUCACAAGUAAAAUCAGUGCAGCGUUACUUUGCAGCAGUCUGACAUCAGUCUGCGUUCUCUGUUCACAUCAGAGGGUUUAGAUGUAAAUUCACAAUAAAAACAUAUUUUUGGUGUACGUUUA